Myotis brandtii (Brandt's bat) is the source of this 4554-nucleotide messenger RNA. RefSeq names its product carnitine O-acetyltransferase (gene CRAT). The record is from RefSeq and is a predicted model, not a curated record. Bases 127 to 2007 code for a protein of 626 amino acids. Gene Ontology annotation, molecular function: carnitine O-acetyltransferase activity. The transcript has 14 exons. Lineage: Eukaryota; Metazoa; Chordata; Mammalia; Chiroptera; Vespertilionidae. Gene Ontology annotation, biological process: carnitine metabolic process, CoA-linked. Gene Ontology annotation, cellular component: peroxisome.
UCUUCUCGUUCCAGCCCAGGCAAGUGGCUGCCUCUUGCUAGGUUCUGCUCGCCCACUUGGUAGCACAGUUAGGCUUAGGCAUCCAGCCCAAGGCAGACAGACAGGGCUCAGAACCUCAGUCCUGCCAUGGAGGACGGGCAGCAGAAAGAGAAGGUGAAGCCGCUGGGCUUCCUCAAGCCCUCCUCCCUGACGAAGGUCGCCAGCCGCUUCAAGGCACACCAGGAGUCUCUGCCACGGCUGCCCGUGCCCCCGCUGCAGCAGACCCUGGACCAUUACCUGAAGACCCUGCAGCCCAUCGUGAGCGAGGAGGAAUGGGCCCACACCAAGAAGCUGGUGGAAGAGUUUCAGGCUGCAGGGGGCGUGGGAGAGCGCCUGCAGAAGGGGCUGGAGCGCAGGGCCAAGAAGAUGGAGAACUGGCUGUCCGAGUGGUGGCUCAAGACGGCCUACCUCCAGUUCCGCCAGCCCCUGGUCAUCUACUCCAGCCCCGGCCUGGUGCUGCCCAGGCAGGACUUUGUGGAUCUGCAGGGACAACUCCGGUUUGCUGCCAAAUUCAUCGAGGGUGUGCUGGAUUUCAAGGCCAUGGUUGACAAUGAGACCCUUCCCGUGGAGUACCUGGGCGGGAAGCCGCUGUGCAUGAACCAGUACUAUCAGAUCCUGUCCUCCUGCCGCGUGCCAGGCCCCAAGCAGGACUCGGUCAUCAACUUCAGCAAGACCAAGAAGCCGCCCAUGCACAUCACAGUGGUGCACAACUACCAGUUCUUUGAGCUGGACGUGUACCACAGCGACGGGACGCCCCUCACCUCGGACCAGCUCUUCGUGCAGCUGGAGAAGAUCUGGAACUCGUCGCUACAGACCAACAAAGAGCCCGUGGGCAUCCUCACCUCCAACCACCGCAACUCCUGGGCCAAGGCCUACAACACCCUCAUCAAAGACAAGGUGAACCGGGAGUCGGUGCGCUCCAUCCAGAAGAGCAUCUUCACCGUGUGCCUGGACGCAGUCAUACCUCGGGUCUCAGAAGACAUGUACCGCAGCCAGGUGGCCGGCCAGAUGUUGCACGGGGGCGGCAUCCAGCUCAAUAGCGGCAACCGCUGGUUCGACAAGACGCUGCAGUUCAUCGUGGCAGAAGAUGGCUCCUGUGGGCUCAUUUACGAGCACGCAGCAGCAGAGGGGCCGCCCAUCAUCUCCCUCGUGGACCACGUCAUCGAGUACACGAAGAAGGCUGAGGUCGUGCGGUCUCCCAUGGUACCCCUGCCCAUGCCCAAGAAGCUGCGGUUCAACAUCACCCCCGAAAUCAAGAAUGACAUUGAGAAGGCCAAGCAGAAUCUUAGCAUCAUGAUCCAGGACCUGGACAUGAUUGUGACCGUGUUCCACCACUUUGGGAAGGACUUCCCCAAGUCAGAGAAGCUGAGCCCUGACGCCUUCAUCCAGAUGGCGCUGCAGCUGGCCUACUACAGGGUCUACGGGCAGGCCUGUGCCACGUACGAAAGCGCCUCCCUGCGCAUGUUUCACCUGGGCCGUACUGACACCAUCCGCUCGGCAUCCACGGAAUCACUGACCUUUGUCAAAGCCAUGGAUGACUCCACUGUGACGGAGCAUCAGAAGGUGGAGCUGCUGCGGAAGGCUGUGGACGCCCACCGCGCCUACACCAACCGGGCCAUCCGCGGGGAGGCCUUGGACCGGCACCUGCUGGGCCUGAAGCUGCAGGCCAUCGAGGACCUGGUGAGCAUGCCUGACAUCUUCAUGGACACCUCCUACGCCAUCGCCAUGCACUUCAACCUUUCCACCAGCCAGGUCCCCUCCAAGACAGACUGCGUCAUGUUCUUUGGGCCUGUGGUCCCAGACGGCUAUGGCGUUUGCUAUAACCCCAUGGAGUCGCACAUCAACUUCUCGGUGUCGGCCUACAACAGCUGUGCCGAGACCAACGCUGCCCGCAUGGCGCACUACCUGGAGAAGGCGCUCCUGGACAUGCGCGAGCUGCUGCAGAGCCACCCCCGGGCCAAGCUCUGAGCCGUGCCCCCCCUGCCCCUGCCACAGCCAAACCACUUCAGAUGGGCCCCCCACCAGGGCUCCCCUUUGUCCCUCUUCCCCUGGGCCCUGCAGAUCUGACCAAGCCAGGGUGGACUCCCCCAGGGCCCGCAGGCCCACGCCAAAUGCCUUCCACGGGCCAUCCCCAGCAUCAUGGGCUGUGCUCGGAGGCUGAGCAGGACGGAGGCCCAGGCGCCCCAUGUAUCGCCCAGAGCAGCCUUCCUCUGGGAAAGGAACCAGUCAACUCCAUCCCCACCAGUGAGCCUGGGAAGUCCUUCUCUGAUAGCUCAGCUCUGGCCAGUCCCUGCCAUCUGGGCUGAUCCGUACUCCAAUCCUCAAACGCCCAAAGGCCUGAAGACAGGACUAUCUGGAGUGGGGGACUCCAGGCCUCCCCACGGCCGAGGCCAGGGUGCGAGGCGGACUGGGGACGGGGCAUCUCCCACAGGACUGCCGUACUCUUUUGGAGAAUAUGGCUGAACAAUGUUCCUGGUUGUAUAAUAGUACCACGCGAGGCAAUUAAUAAAGGGAAAAUGUCUUGGUGAAGAGGCGUUCCAGCUGCGGAGGCAGGCAGGUGGGGGGACACUGGGCCGCCUCCCGGCUUUCCCUGCCUGGGAGCUGGUGUCCAAGCAGCCAUGGCCCCAGGGACUCCGAGGAGCCAAGAGGAGGUGUCCUCAGGCACCAGAUUGCAGACCCCAUUCUCAGACAACUCCCACCUGCCCCUCUCCAGUACCGUGGGCAUAUGGUGGGGACAGUUCUCCCAGGGAAGUAGGACCCUGCAGGCCCGGGUCUGGUGGGCCAGGUGUGGCCGACACCAGGGCCUAAGGCCUCAUCCUGCAGCCCCCACUGAGCCCAACAGGAGUGCUGCCCCAGAUCACAUGACCACCUGAUCAGAACCCUAAACCCGCCUGUCCCCAACCCCAGGCACCUGGCAGAAGCUAGGUGUCUUGCCAAAGUCAGUCUCUCACUCCAGGGGAUACUCUGGCCCUAAGGCACGUGAAAACCAGAGCAGACGCUGGGGUGCAGGUGGGAGAGUAGGUGGAGCCUGUCAGGGUGCUUCCUGGCCUGGCUGACCUGGGACAGUCAGUGAGGAUGGGGCCUGUGGUUUUCUCCUUUUUUCAGACGAGAAAACUGAGGCACAGAGAGGUUAGUCACCAGGCCACUAAACAGCAGAACAGAUUCCCAGAAGCCAUACUUCAGGUCAGGGUAUCGGGAGCCCCUGUAGCCAAGCCCCCAGCCCCACGUCACACCCGCCCAGAUGACCAGGGCAGGGGUGGAGAAGGGGAGGCCAUGGGUGGACAUGGGCCUGGAAGGCACAGGCAGGUGCUGGCUGGACUAGGGCACUGAGUCGGACUGACCUGUGUUGGGCCUGCUGGUCCCACCACAUCUCCCACAGCCACAAGGUGGGGACUCAGUACCCUCCCUCUCCAAUGCAGGUGAGAGGGUGUGCCACUUGCCUGAGUCCCAGGGAGCAGGAGGCAGAACCCACACAAUGGGGGAGUGGGUGUUGCCCUGGGCCUGGCCAUUUCUCAACUCCCCCGCCCCCCAGCAAGGCUGGCAGGGUGGAGUGAUGCCAGGAGAAGGGGGUAGGGUCCAUGAAUGCCCUUUCCUGGGCCGGAGUGGGAAGACCAGGAAAAGACCAUGACAAUGCACAGCCUGCUGUCCUCAUCUGUACAGUGGGGGUGAUGCUGCUCCCUCUGGGGGCUCCUGGGAGCCCCAGGAAGUGGGGGCCCACAGCAGGCGUUGGUGAGUGCUGGGGAGUAGUACUAGGGCGGGGCUGCGGGGGGAGGCGGCAGAGUGAGCCAGGCCAUGGGCACUGCAGACACCUGCGACUCCCACAACUCAAGUUCUAAGAACCACACAGGUCUGAACAUAAGGCAGGGUUUCCCCAAACUCUCCUUCAGAAGUGAGGGCAUGCCCUUGCCCUUGGGUGUUACAGGUCUCGUAUGAAGGCUUACUCGACUCCUUAGCGCCGAAAGUCCACGGGGAAAGGCACAGUUAGCACCUGAAACAAACCGUCAGUAUGAGAUGCCGGCCUAGAGGUCCCUGGUGGCACGUGGGGAGGGAAAGGCAAGGAAACGAAGACCUUUAGCAACUACUCCCGAGGAUGUGACUGUGCCUCACUCUUGGGAGUGCUGGGUGUGGGACAAGCAGGUGCUUAGGGUCUCUGGACACAUGGGAAGGAUUGGGGAGAUGACACACCUACAGGGUUUUCUUAAUCCGCUGUCUCAGUGUGAUGCCAGCGGGCACUCGGGGCCUGGGGUAACAUUCCCAGUGACCGCAUCGCGUGUGAAAUCCAGAAAGUGCUGCUGGGUCUCAGACCGCUCAGCCCAUGGGCCUGGAGACUUCGGUCAGCGGGCCCAGAGGUGGGCCAGGGACAAGACCCUGAUGCCAAUGAUGCAGAUGAAGAACUUGAUUUUUUUUUUUUAUGAGCGAAAAAGAACUGUUCUAAAGUAAUAUAUUUUGUGCAACACAUUACUUGAAAUGUGAACAUGUAAUAAACGAAUGAAUUAAAGAUUUGGCUCUUACCUA